Molecule: messenger RNA, 2153 nt
Organism: Papaver somniferum (opium poppy)
Lineage: Eukaryota; Viridiplantae; Streptophyta; Magnoliopsida; Ranunculales; Papaveraceae
Exons: 5
Coding region: 528-1859 (443 amino acids)
Biological process (GO): spliceosomal snRNP assembly
Cellular component (GO): nucleus; SMN complex
Source: RefSeq, a predicted model, not a curated record
CCUAAUGGCCUAAUCCCUCCCCCCACUCUCUCUGCUCAGUAAAAUUCAAGCUGUUCUAGCCCUAAAUCAAUCUCAGAUGCCCGAUCAUGUCUAAAGAAUUUGUUUCAGAGAUUCAAUUUCCAAUCGAACAUGUAUCGAUUCAAAUGUUAGUUCUUCUAUAGAAAUCAAAGAAAAAGUUUUGGAUUUGAAAGAAAACCAAAACCCAGAGAAAAACGGAGUUGAAAUUACCGUAGUCGAUAAAGAAGUGGUAAAAGAAGAUCAAAUAUUAUCCAGGGGUUUCGAAGCAAAACCUAAUCCCGAAGAAGAAAAUAAAGGAAAUCAAGAGAUUUUUGAGAAGGGUUUAAUAGAAGAUUCAGUUAACGAUUCAGCAAAAGAGAUAAUAGUAGUAAUGAAAAGAAAGAAGGGGUCUUUCAGGUACAGGAUGCAAUUACUGAUGAUGACCAGAUGAUUUUCGUGAUAGAAAGACCAGAUUUUGUUGCUCCCGAUUCACUUUUAGCAUCUCAAAAUCCUCAGCCUGAUUGUGGGGUAUGGGAAGAAUCCUCAGCUCAGGUAGUAAAGAAAUGGUGGCUCACACCCGAACUGACAUUGCUAAUGGAAUGGGUUCUAUUGGUAUGUGUAAUUUACAUAAGAAAUGUUCCAAGAGAAAAUUUACAGAAACAAAUUUGAAGAAGAAUGUGUUGAGUACGUUUAUUAAAGCUAAGAAUGUUUGUGAAAAUAAAUCAGAUGGAAGUAAGCGAAGGUAUACGAGGAAUGAAAUGGAAGAGCUGAGAUUUGAAAAUUCGGAUCAACAACGCCAGAUAUGGCGAGAGAUAUACACUGGGUUGGGUCCUAUUAUAGCCAAAGAACUUAAUUGUUCAGCAGAGGAUAGGCAGAAAAGUAAUGCCAACACAGUCAAACGAAAACAGCGUCGUCGCAAACCCAAGCAGCAUAACCAACAGCUGCAGCAGUCACAGGAGCAUCACCAAUACCAGCAGCAACACCAAAAACACCCACAGAAGCCUCACCAACAAGCUGGAGUGAACGUAGAGAAUGCCUCAAUUCUGGGUGUAACAGGUUGCUCUCAAAUUAUGGAGCUUAACAUGGAAGAAUAUAGCUUAGGUGAAGAGCAUUCUCGGAUUAUGGACAACACCUUUGUUGUUUGUGAUGACCAUGAUGAUGGAGGCACAUACUAUGAAAACGAGGAAAGUGACGAUGAGUAUGAUAGCAUAAAAAGACCUGCCUUUUAUGUUGAAGGAGAUCCUGAUUUUGAUUCUGGCCCCUCAGAGGAUGGAUUAGAGUAUCUUAGGCGUGUCAGGUUUGAAGCUGCACAAAUUCCGGAUGUGAAAGUCGUAAAAGUUGAUAAGAGUAAGCUGGACAAGGAACAAACAAAAUAUAUGCCUGAGAUACCUGAUAUUGCUAAGUGCCCGCCUCACUUACAACCAUCCAAAGAGUGGGAGAAUGCAUUUCUUGCUGACUUUUCUGAGCUCAGACAGGCUCUGCCACAUCUUGAGGGUUCGAAGACCUUUCAACCCAUGUCAGUUGCUGAUGUAGAUGAUGCCUCGCGGUGUUCUCGCGAUCCAACAGUAUCUGUAAUUCUUGGAAUGGAUGAUGUGGCACGUGUUUCAAUGCUCAAAGGGUGCAUCAACUCCUUUGAAACAAAAAGCAGUUUGUGCAGGAAUGACUGUGCUUGGUUAUUCGCUCUAUUUGUGGCUGUGGGUAUCCCCUUGAAUGCAGACACAACUGCUUCUGUACGAAGUUUGCUUCGGAAGUGUGCAAGUUUAAGGGCAGGGAAGUUAGAAGCUGGUGAGGACGAUGACGAGGUUGUGAUGUUGAACAUGUUAGCUACAAUCUGUGGGAGGUUCUUUGGGCAGUUGGACUGAACUAUUGAGUUUGUUUUUUUUCCUUUCUGUGGGCGCGUGCACUCUGGGGGGUUCACUAGUUAUGACUAUUAGUCACUUUCACUGUUUAACUCUUGAGAAUGUUCACCAAGCAGGGCGAUACAAAGCAAACACCAUCUCUCAAGUUUUUGUGUACCUAAAUUUAAAAAGACUGCUCAGCGGGAAUCAAUUAACUUUAAUACUAUUGUUAAACAUUGUCACUGUAUUACUGUAACGUAAUGUCUUUGGUUGAUUAUACUACGGAUCUGAAUUCGAAAUUUAUCAUCACCAAACUUU